AUGGCUGAAAAAGUCAACGGUGACGGCAAGAUUGCCCAGGUGGAGCAAGUCGUGACUGCUGCCUUGCGACCUUUGCCCACCAAGACCGGCGAUGGCAGCUAUAUUCAGACCCCAGGUGUGACCGGUCUCGCGAAGGACCUGCUUCAUUUUGAUCUGGGAGAUGCGAAAACAUUGGCUGAGGUCGCUAAGACUGCUGUGACCGGUGAGGCUGUGAACGACAGAGACUAUAUAAUGGAACGUGUGAUCCAGCUUGCUGCUGGUCUGCCUUCGACGUCGCGCAAUGGCAAGGAGUUGACCAACACCUUCCUGGGUCAAUUGUGGGGUGAUCUGGAACACCCACCCAACUCUUAUCUCGGGCGCGAUGCUUCUUAUCGGAAGGCCGAUGGAUCUGGAAAUAACUACUUUUGGCCCCAAAUUGGAGCUGCUAGCACACCAUACGCACGGUCUGUUCGACCGAAGACUAUGCAGCCAGCUGCUCUUCCAGAGCCUGAGGCUCUUUUCGAUAGCCUCCUCGCUCGGAAAGAGUUCAAGGAGCACCCUAACAAAAUUUCUAGCGUGCUUUUCUACCUUGCAUCGAUCAUCAUUCAUGACCUGUUCCAGACAGAUCCAAGAGAUCAAACAAAGUCGUUGACUUCCUCAUACCUCGAUCUGUCUCCCCUGUAUGGAAACAAUCAGAAGGAACAGGACUCAGUGAGAACAUUCAAGGCAGGAAUGUUGAAGCCCGACUGCUUUUCUACCAAGCGUGUUUUAGGUUUCCCUCCAGGCGUUGGUGUCCUUCUUAUCAUGUUUAACCGUUUCCACAAUUCUGUUGCCACGAAGUUGGCAGCUAUCAAUGAAUGCGGUCGUUUCACAAAGCCGGACGAGGCCAACACUGAAGCAUAUGCCACCUGGGAUAACGACCUCUUCCAGACCGCGCGACUUGUCACAUGUGGUCUUUACGUCAAUAUUAUUCUGAAGGAUUAUGUUCGGACCAUUUUGAAUGUCAACCGGACUGACAGCACGUGGAGCUUGGACCCGCGUUCAGACAUCAAGGACAGCUUGCUUGGAGAGGCUCCUGCGCAGGCUACUGGAAACCAGGUGUCAGCCGAGUUCAAUCUCGUUUACCGCUGGCACUCAUGUAUCUCCGCCCGAGAUGCGCAAUGGUCAGAGGACCUCUACCAGGAGUUGUUUGCCGGACAAGAUUCAAAACAAAUCACUCUCCAGCAGUUCACCCGAGGCCUCGGCCAGUGGGAAGCAAAACUCCCAGCAGAUCCUCAAGAGCGUCCUUUCGCCAAGUUGCAACGAACCGCAGAUGGAAAGUUCGAUGACAACGAUCUUGUCAAAAUCUUCCAGGAGAGUGUCGAAGACCCUGCUGGUGCCUUUGGUGCUGGCAAUGUGCCUGACGUGUUCAGGAAUAUCGAAGUCCUUGGCAUCAAGCAGGCACGCUCAUGGAAUCUGGCUACCCUGAACGAGUUCCGCCAAUACUUCAACCUGGCUCCUUACCAGACCUUUGAGGAGAUCAACCCUGACCCAUACAUCGCUGAUCAGCUGAAACACUUCUACGAUCACCCUGACCUCGUCGAGCUUUACCCCGGCCUUGUUGUUGAAGAGGCCAAACAGCCAAUGACCCCUGGCAGUGGUCUUUGCACCAACUUCACAACUUCCAGGGCGAUUCUCUCAGACGCAGUCGCUUUGGUUCGUGGAGAUCGCUUCUACACUGUUGACUUCACUCCGAAGCAUCUCACAAACUGGGCAUUCAACGAGAUCAACAACGAUGUUUCCAUUGACGGUGGCCAAGUGUUCUACAAGCUCGCUCUCAAUGCUUUCCCUAAUCAUUUCCGUGGCGACUCGGUCUACGCCCACUUGCCCAUGGUUGUGCCCGAUGAGAACAAGAAGAUCAUGACUAGCCUUGGUCAGGCUAAAACUUACAGUUUCGACCGUCCCUUCUACAAGACCCCUACUAUUUUUAUCAACUCCCACACUGCUUGCUCAGCCAUCCUCAAAGACCAAGUCAACUUCAAGGUGCUAUGGGGUGAGAAGAUUCAGUUCUUGAUGGAGAACAGUGGACGUCCCUAUGGCCGAGACUUUGCCCUGUCGGGAGACCUCCCUGCCAACGCAGGUUCUCGAAAGAUGAUUGGUGCAGCUCUGCACCGAGACAAAUGGGAGUCUGAAGUGAAAGCCUUCUAUGAAGACAUUACUAUCAAACUGCUGGAGCGAAACUCUUACAAGAUUGCUGGUGUCAAUCAGGUCGACAUCGUUCGCGAUAUUGCCAACCUUGCCCAAGUUCACUUCUGCGCAAAUGUCUUUUCCCUUUCGCUGAAGACAGAGUCGAACCCCAGGGGUGUUUUCAGCGAGCAGGAACUAUACCAGAUUCUGGCUGUGAUCUUCGCCUGCAUCUUUUACGAUGUUGACGUGUCCAAGUCCUUCCAGCUAUGCCAGACAGCUCGCAAGGUUGCACAGUCGCUGGGCGAGCUUACUUUGGCUAACGUUGAACUUGUCUCCAAGUCUGGCUUUAUCGCCAACAUCGUGAACCGUCUUCACCGUCAUGACAUUCUGAGUGACUAUGGUGUCCACAUGAUUCAGCGCUUGCUCGAUAGUGGAUUGCCGGUCAAGGAUGUUGUUUGGUCUCAUAUCCUCCCCACGGCUGGCGCAUUGGUUGCCAACCAGGCCCAACUCUUCUCUCAGUGUCUUGACUAUUAUCUUUCAGAAGAGGCAGCGGAGCAUCUGCUUGAAAUUCAGCGCUUGUCUAGGGAAGAUACUCCCGAGGCGGACGAGCUCCUAGUGCGAUACUUCAUGGAGGGAGCAAGACUCCGAUGCUCAGUCGCUCUGCCCCGCUUCGUCACUAAGCCAACAGUGAUUGAAGAUAAUGGCGAGAAGGUCACUUUGAAGGCUGGCCAAGAGAUUAUCUGCAACUUGGUUGUCGCAGGACGGGAUCCAGUUGCGUUCCCUGACCCUGAUAAGGUCCGUCUCGACCGUGAUAUGGACCUAUACACCCACUUUGGCUUCGGUCCCCAUCAAUGUCUGGGUGUCAAAAUGUGUCCCAUCGCCCUCUCAACUAUGCUCAAGGUCAUUGGACGACUUGAUAAUGUCCGCCGGGCCCCUGGUCCUCAGGGCCAUCUGAAGAAGCUGGUUGGGCUCGGAGGCAUCGCGAUGUAUAUGGAUGCCAACCACGCCAGCUUCUCUCCGUUCCCGAUGACGAUGAAGAUCCAAUGGGAUGGUGAGCUUCCAGCCAGAAGGGGGAACUGA
Penicillium brevicompactum is the source of this 3225-nucleotide messenger RNA. RefSeq names its product peroxidase/cytochrome P450 family protein. Gene Ontology annotation, molecular function: heme binding; oxidoreductase activity, acting on paired donors, with incorporation or reduction of molecular oxygen; monooxygenase activity. The record is from RefSeq and is a predicted model, not a curated record. The transcript is spliced from 7 exons. NCBI's taxonomy places the organism in Eukaryota, Fungi, Ascomycota, Eurotiomycetes, Eurotiales, Aspergillaceae. Bases 1 to 3225 code for a protein of 1074 amino acids. Gene Ontology annotation, biological process: response to oxidative stress.